UUGGACGAGUUCCGUAAAAAAAGAACAGAAAAUCUGAAACUAACAAACUUCAUUUUGCUUCAGAUAAAGCUAGUGUAGUGUAGUGUGUGAUAAACUUCUUUUACUGUAAUGGGCCUGAUCAGAAUUUAAGCCCAAUCUAUUAUCGGGUCAAACUUUGACCAUUUGCAGACGGGCUAUUCUCAUUUCCAAGUUCAGUUCUUCCAUUCAGACGACCGCCGACGAGCGCCAUGGCUUCCAAGCUCCUGAGCAAACUCCGAGCUCUGUCCACAACCACGAACGGCCAAAGCACCCUUGCUCGUCGGUACCCGAGCGGCGAAGAAGCACCGCUAAGCCUCAUUUGCAGUGCCGGAGCUAGGCUUUUCUCCGAUGCCCCGCCUCUACCCCAAGCUUCUACUCCACCGCCUCAAAUUUCUCAGUCCGGCGUGAAAUCUUCGACUAUUUCGUCUGUGGAUCAGACUGAACUCGCCAAAUUCGCUUCCAUUGCUGAAACCUGGUGGGAUUCUGAAGGCCCAUUCAAACCAUUGCAUGCGAUCAAUCCUAUUAGACUCGGCUUCAUCCGCUCUACUCUUUGCCGACAUUUUAGGAGGGAUCCAAACUCUGCUAGGCCUUUCGAAGGACUAAAAUUUGUUGAUGUGGGUUGUGGUGGUGGAAUUCUUUCUGAGCCUCUAGCUCGAAUGGGGGCUUCUGUAACUGGAGUUGAUGCUGGGGAUAAAAAUAUCAAAAUUGCACGCCUUCAUGCUGAUUUGGAUCCACUGACUUCAACAAUCAACUAUUGCUGCACAACAGCUGAAAAGAUGGUUGAAGAACAGAAAAGUUUUGAUGCUGUGAUUUCAUUAGAGGUAAUUGAGCACGUAGCAAAUCCUGCUGAAUUCAGCAAGUCUCUGGUAGCAUUAACUGCUCCAGAUGGAGCUAUAGUGAUGUCAACCAUUAACCGAUCUAUGAGAGCAUAUGCCGCGACCAUCAUUUUAGCAGAGUAUCUUCUUCGAUGGCUCCCCAUAGGUACACACCAAUGGUCAAGCUUUAUAACUCCUGAAGAAUUGACCCUGCUCCUGCAGCGUGAAUCAAUUUCGCUCAAAGAAAUGGCUGGAUUUGUUUACAACCCAUUGACUGGAAGAUGGUCUCUAUCUGAUGACAUUAGUGUAAAUUACAUCCUUUAUGGUACCAAAACAGCCUCUACAUCAAAUAAAUAAAGAAAUAAAUCAAUUUUCUUCUUAUGAAAUAGAAUAAAGUUUUUAAUAAAUUGGCAAUUUCUUUAUUUAUUUUAUUUUUCCUCUAUACAUUGGAUGUUUUAAAUUUAAUACAUCAUUGUCCUACUUUUACAUUUCUCCAA
Molecule: messenger RNA, 1330 nt
Organism: Humulus lupulus (European hop)
Lineage: Eukaryota; Viridiplantae; Streptophyta; Magnoliopsida; Rosales; Cannabaceae
Product: ubiquinone biosynthesis O-methyltransferase, mitochondrial
Exons: 9
Coding region: 228-1190 (320 amino acids)
Biological process (GO): ubiquinone biosynthetic process
Molecular function (GO): 2-methoxy-6-polyprenyl-1,4-benzoquinol methyltransferase activity
Source: RefSeq, a predicted model, not a curated record